UCUUGGCUAUGACUUAUUCCAUUCACAUGAUUUGCUAUUUGUUGGAACUUGAAACAUUUGAUUUACUACUUGUUCUUAUUAACUUUUCUUGAUCUGCUGUCUCUAACUGGGGAUUGGGUCCUUAAAAAUGUUAACCUUUAAUUAUAGUGAGUAAGUUCAGAUGGUUACCGCAUAUUCUACGGUUUUGAUUGGGAAAGCAAUUGAGAUGUUUAUUCUUGAGUUCACCCUUCGUGCAUGGAUGCAAGCUGAUCAAGUACGAACUCUGAAACUUUAUGACUUUGCUAGGGCCGGAAGGAAUGAAGAGCGUCUCGAUUUCCUCUCUGACAUCGUUCCGCUCCCGACCUAUGAGUUUCAGGUGGAACAGGAGGCAAAUGAUAGCCAAGGAAAUGAGUUUUACCCAGCUUAUCAAAUGGUUCAGCCUAAUAACAUUCCAAUGAGUAAUAGUGACUUUCAACACUACAUGUCAAUAGCUGCAGCACCAAUUUCAGGUGGAAGAGAAGGCAAAUGGUGGCCAAGAAAAUGAAUUUCACCCGGCUUAUCAAAUGGUUCAGCCUAAUAACAUUCCAGACCCAUUUCAGGUGGAAUGAGAGGCAAAUGGUGGCCAAGGAAAUGAAAUUCACCCGGCUUAUCAAAUGGUUCAGCCUAAUAGAAUU
This is a messenger RNA of Lycium ferocissimum, 653 nucleotides long. RefSeq names its product nuclear transcription factor Y subunit C-4-like. Gene Ontology annotation, cellular component: nucleus. NCBI's taxonomy places the organism in Eukaryota, Viridiplantae, Streptophyta, Magnoliopsida, Solanales, Solanaceae. Gene Ontology annotation, molecular function: protein heterodimerization activity. The transcript is spliced from 4 exons. The record is from RefSeq and is a predicted model, not a curated record. Bases 161 to 523 code for a protein of 120 amino acids. Gene Ontology annotation, biological process: regulation of DNA-templated transcription.